CCAGUCAAAUGAGGAGCGUUCUUCAUUCAAACCGGUCUCGGGUCACGUGACGCGCAUCCAAACGCCCGAAACCACUCUCAAGUUAUACAGGUGACUCCUGGGUGCGCUGCUUUCACUGCGCAAGCACCGCCCGCCGGAGUGUGGGAGGGCGGACUUUAAACAACUUUCACCCUGACUGACGGGACUGGACGACGGGGAGAUGUGUUCAAUUGUACCGAGUCACCCUUAGUAGGGGUUAAAGUGCGUAUUUUAAUCUAUUUUCCCCAUCGUGUUUACAACUACCAGCGACGCGCCAACAUGAUGCGCUUCCUGCUGCUCUUCAGUCGCCAAGGCAAGCUGCGCCUGCAGAAAUGGUUCACGCCACUGCCGGAGCGUGAGAAGAAAAAAAUCAUCAGGGACAUGACCACGAUGGUGUUGGCACGGCAACCACGCUCCUGCAACUUCCUGCACUGGAAAGACCUGAAGAUCAUUUACAAGCGAUACGCAAGUUUGUACUUCUGCUUGGCCAUAGAGCAUGAAGAGAACGAGCUGCUCGCCUUGGAAGUCAUCCAUCGAUAUGUGGAGCUGCUGGAUAAAUACUUUGGCAAUGUGUGUGAGCUGGACAUCAUCUUUAACUUUGAGAAAGCCUAUUUUAUAUUGGACGAGUUCCUCAUGGGCGGGGAGAUCCAGGAGACGUCCAAGCAGAUAGUGAACCGAUCCAUUGAGGCCUCCGACAUGCUGCAGGAGGAUGGCAACAGUGAGUGGUUUGAGGUGGAGCUGUUUGGAUGACCUUGAAUAUGGACAGAAAGACCAUGGAGGAGUACAUGGCCAAACCAGCGUUUUAACAUCGUGGACGGAGGUCAAUGAAACACAAUGUGAAAUGCUUCAAAGCAAAACAAUGGCUUCUUUCAUGUUAUUUAUGAGCCAUUAACAUGUGUUCUGUUUGAAGGAAAUGUUUUUAAUUAUUAUUAAGUCAAUAUUAGGAAAUGUUCAUAUAUAGAGGUUGGAGGUAGUUUCUCAACAUUGUUAAAGUCAAAAAUCUUUCAAACUGGUUACCAUGGCGAUUGUGUGUGAUAAUUAAAAUUUUAUAAAUGUGAAAGGUUUUUUAAUAAACUUG
Molecule: messenger RNA, 1096 nt
Organism: Synchiropus splendidus (mandarinfish)
Lineage: Eukaryota; Metazoa; Chordata; Actinopteri; Syngnathiformes; Callionymidae
Gene: ap1s3b
Product: adaptor related protein complex 1 subunit sigma 3b
Exons: 6
Coding region: 298-768 (156 amino acids)
Biological process (GO): vesicle-mediated transport; intracellular protein transport
Cellular component (GO): intracellular membrane-bounded organelle; membrane coat; AP-1 adaptor complex
Molecular function (GO): clathrin-cargo adaptor activity
Source: RefSeq, a predicted model, not a curated record